Molecule: messenger RNA, 2157 nt
Organism: Pogonomyrmex barbatus (red harvester ant)
Lineage: Eukaryota; Metazoa; Arthropoda; Insecta; Hymenoptera; Formicidae
Product: Ionotropic receptor 76a
Cellular component (GO): membrane
Molecular function (GO): ligand-gated monoatomic ion channel activity
Source: RefSeq, a predicted model, not a curated record
UCUUAUGAUUAUGAUUAAAAUUUAUUUGCAUAAAGAUUAUAUUGUUAAACUGGUCAUAUUCUGAUGUUUCAACAUGAAAGUGAAUCCGAUCGGUAUUUUAUUACUUAUUGUUAUUCCGGCAUUAACUGACAAAAAUAAUAUUAUGAAGAAUUCGAAAAUAAAGUCCUGGAUCUCAACCGAAAAUUUUACGACAAUAGUAAAGAAGUCCUUUGUUUACUCCACAUGUUGCAAUAUUUUUUUAAGUGGUUAGUACGUGUGUAUAUGUACACUUGAAUAUGUACUUUAGAAAAAAAAAAUAAUGCGUAAUAAAUUUUUUUUCAGAAUCAAUUAACGAUGUUGAGAUAUUAUUCCAUCAAUUUAUAGAUGUAUAUCCGUAUGAAUAUCUUCUGCGCAAAAGAAUCCACGAUUGUCAAGGAUAUUUUUUACUUGGGCCGACGGAUAAAGAAAUAGAAAUAGCUAUGCGAGUGGUACCUUCCACUAUCUCAACAACCGAAAUUCUUGUUAUCGUUGAUGGUGAAUUGAAAAAUACUUCAAAACUGUUUAAUGUAUCUUUAUAUGGAAAUUCCAAUGCAAAUGUUAUAUCAAGAUCUGGAAUUUGGACUUUAUCAGAAAAUUAUCUGGAACCUAGAUUUUUUUAAAAGUAGACAGGUAAUUACGAAGAACUGAUGUCCGAAUUCGAUAUAGUUAAUAUGAAGGGUAGAGAACUGCGAAUAUGUACUUUUUAUCAGCCACCUUUUUCUUAUCUCAACAAAACAAUCAAGAAAAUAAUUAAUGGUGUUGAAGAAGACGUCUUUUUAGCAGAUAACGAUGAAGAAAAGGAUGGAAUAGAAGUGAAAAUGUUUCUAAUUAUAGCGGAGAAAUUAAAUUUCACUUGGGUAAUACGAAAACCGGAAGGAAAUUACAAAUACGGUCGACGCGUAAAUGGUACAGAAUGGAAUGGCGGCAUCAUUCAACUUGUACGGGAGAAAAAGAUUGAUCUAGCAUUCGGGAGUGUCUGGUUAACGCAAAAUCACAACGAAUUCGUAAAUAUGUCCUCACCAUCGAUUCAAAUGUUUAUGCAUUUUUUGGUACCGCGUCCGCGACCGAUCACCAAUUUCUGGGCUCUCACGAGACCUUUCUCAGUAGAAUGUUGGAUACUUGUGAUAACUAUGUUGUUUGUUAAGAGCAUGUAUAUGUUCACACGCGCCAGGAUCGAUCCAAAAUUUCCGAAACGUUUUCGGAGUGCUUUUUGCACAAUCACGGAAUUGAUGGGACGUUUAUUGGGCACGUGGGUGCCCAGAAACACCGCCAACGCUAGGUUUGAAUUACAUUUAUGGCAAACUACGAGCUUUCUAUUAAACCAAUUCAUUGUUUAUAGAAUCGAUACGAUACCUCAAUUACUCAAAACUAAUUUAUCAUGGGGUCAUGUAGGACCAGUGCCAUAUUUUCCUGAUUAUUUCGACAUGGACGAUCCUUAUACGAGUCAAUUGCCAUCGAGAUACAUAACUGUGAACGAUAAUGAGGAAUAUAUACGUACAUUAAUAAAAAAUCAUGAAUUUGCGGUUUUCGGAAAAGUCAUAGACGCAAUCUUCUUUCCUGAAGAUGAUAUCUUUAAGGAUGAUGUUAAAGGCUACAGAGUCAUGAAAGAAAAAGUGGCCAAUUAUUAUUCGUCCUUUGCGGUUCAACCGUGGCUGUUGCGACCUGUUAACACGAUAAUGCUAUGGUUGAAGGAAUCUGGCAUCGCUCGCUUUCAUCUCAGUGACGUCAUUCAUCGACGAGCCAGUUCUACUCUUCACGAAGUUGUUAAAGAAUACGAUGAUUUCGAUGGAAAUGCUAGAGUUCUCAAAUUAACACCAUUAGGCGCUGGAUUUACAGCGCUCAUCGUAGGUCUUUUAGCAUCCACAAUGAUAUUUUUCUAUGAAUUGAAACAAGCCGCUAAUUCGCGAUCAAUUCGCGAAGUAUUUCGAGAUAUCCAAAAGAAACGAGAAGCAUAUAAGUCGAUUUGAAAGAAAAAAAUAUCAAAAAGGAACUGAACCAUUAAAUCACAAUUCAAACGAUGCCGAUUUCUUAAUAAUUGAAUCUGUUGAACAUUUCGCAAAUAUAGAAUAUGCACAGAAAUUUAAAGACAAGAUUUCUAGCUAAUAAUUUAUACGUAUUUAUAAGUAAAUAUUUAUAAAA